Molecule: messenger RNA, 1143 nt
Organism: Pollicipes pollicipes
Lineage: Eukaryota; Metazoa; Arthropoda; Thecostraca; Pollicipedomorpha; Pollicipedidae
Product: degenerin unc-8-like
Exons: 9
Coding region: 1-750 (249 amino acids)
Biological process (GO): sodium ion transmembrane transport
Cellular component (GO): plasma membrane
Molecular function (GO): ligand-gated sodium channel activity
Source: RefSeq, a predicted model, not a curated record
AUGGGUGGGCCGCACACCCUGUCUGUGGACGCCGCUCAGGUGGGUGGGCCGCACAUCCUGACUGUGACGCCGCUCAGAUGGGUGGGCCGCACACCCGUCUGUGAGCGCCGCUCAGACUCCGUAUUUGAUGAUCUGGGGGACAACAAGAGCUUUAGGAAGCUGCUGGAAAAGCUCAAGACCAAUGACGGCGACCUGAAGAUGUUGCGGCGGGCGUUCACUCCCUCCGCGGACGAGAUGAAGCAGUACGGCAUAAAGAGCUCGCAGUUCAUCACCUCCUGCCUCUCUGGACCACACCAAGUGUACCCACGAUCCGGUCUGCGCGUGACGCUGAAUGUCGACCCGAAACGGUACGCCUCGCUGCUGACGCCGGACGUGGGCGUGCGCGUGCUGAUCCACCCGCCCGACCAGCUGCCCUUCCCGGAGGAGAAGGGCUUCAGCGUGCUGCCCGGCCUGACCACCAUCGUCGGCAUGCGGCGGAAGCGGAUCGAUCGCGUGGGACCGCCGCACGGCACGUGCCGCUCCACUGCCGAGUGGGGUGACAAGACCAAAUACACGCCCACGGCGUGCCGCAAGCGCUGUCAGGAGGCGGACAUCCGAGAGACCUGCAACUGCGCCGAUUCGGUGAACAAGGCGCUGACGAUCGGCCUGCCGUCUGACCUGCCGCCCUGCAAUCCGCUGACCAGCCUGGAGGACGAUCGGUGUCGGCAGCGGGUCAAGUCGAAAUACGCCCACGGUUGUCAGCACCUGUGACUGCCCCCCAGCCUGUGUUGAGGAUCGAUAUGAUCAGACCGUCUCCAUGAAUCUCCCCAAUAAGAUCUACUACAAGAUCAUCAGGAACAUCACGGACGGCUAUGCUGGUGGAGAUAUCUGUGAUACGUCCGAGAUUUCCAACAAUACGAUCCGACUCCAGCUGUUCCUGGAGGAUCUCUCAUACGAAAGCAUCCACGAAUCGGCGGCCUACUCACUGGAGGCGCUCAUCUCCAACAUCGGUGGCUUGAUGGGGCUGUUCGUGGGCAUCUCGGCACUGACGCUGGUCGAGUUCAUCGAGUACGCGAUGGAGCUGGUGACCAACGGCUGCCGUAACUGCUGCAGCAGCUCGGCCAGCAAACGUUCCGGCAUCCGGCGCGUCGAGGUGCUGCCCCC